Drosophila guanche is the source of this 1170-nucleotide messenger RNA. It is a transcript of the gene dpr7, whose product is annotated as zwei Ig domain protein zig-8. NCBI's taxonomy places the organism in Eukaryota, Metazoa, Arthropoda, Insecta, Diptera, Drosophilidae. Gene Ontology annotation, biological process: synapse organization. Gene Ontology annotation, cellular component: neuron projection membrane. The record is from RefSeq and is a predicted model, not a curated record. The transcript has 9 exons. The coding region runs from base 72 to 1013 and encodes 313 amino acids.
UUUUCAGCACAAUACCUCAUGCCAACCAUCACCAUCCAGCCUGCCAUUUUAAGUCGCUUGAAUUAACCGAUAUGGCGGCACCAUUUGUAAAAUCAACGUGUUUGGGUUCUUCCUUCAACAAAAUCAAACCCAUGAUUUUUUUGAUUUUGAAUUUUAACAUAUGUCUUCAGCGUAUAAGUGCAACUUCAUUUUUAAACAUAAAUGACUUAGCAAGCUCGGAUCGACCCUUCUUCGAUGACAUAAGCCCACGAAAUGUUUCAGCUGUCGUUGAUGAAACCGCCAUUUUGAGAUGUCGUGUCAAAAACAAAGGCAAUCGCACUGUUUCAUGGAUGCGUAAGCGCGACCUUCAUAUUUUAACAACUAACAUUUAUACAUAUACUGGCGAUCAACGAUUUUCCGUAAUACACCCUCCCAGCAGUGAGGAUUGGGACUUAAAAAUUGACUACGCCCAAGCACGGGAUAGCGGAAUUUACGAGUGUCAAGUCAAUACUGAACCAAAAAUAAACUUAGCAAUCAUUUUGGAUAUUGCAGCUGAAAGCGAAGCUAGAGAUAUCAAUUCGGAUAGGCGGUACUAUGAUUCAAAAGCGGCUCGUGCAAAAAUAUUAGGAUCAACGGAAAUUCACGUUAAACGCGAUAGCACUAUCGCCCUAGCCUGCUCAGUAAAUAUGCAUGCAUUAUCUGUUUUAUGGUAUCAUGGUUCUUCAAUCGUCGAUUUUGAUUCGCUGCGAGGUGGCAUAAGCUUGGAAACGGAAAAAACUGAUAUUGGAACUACUAGUCGAUUAAUGCUGACAAGAGCAUCAUUACGAGAUUCCGGAAACUAUACUUGCGUUCCUAACGGUGCAAUACCAGCAUCGGUGAGAGUUCAUGUAUUGACCGGCGAACAGCCGGCUGCAAUGCAGACAAGCUCGGCCAUCGGGAUGAAUGCUCACACUGCCAUGAUAAACAUCAUAUCAAUCAAGUUUUUGUUACAUUUUUUAACUCUAGCAGAAUAUAUGUACCGAAGGGAGAGAUGACUAACUAAGCAAAUAUCCAUACUCUAAAGAUGUAACUUUAAGAUUACAAGCCAAUUCCAAUGGAACGAUUGUAAAAGAACGUGUUUAUAAAAUUAUUCAAUAUAGAAAUACAGCAUAAAAAUAAUUCCUAUAGUCAUAUGUAAUUAAAUUAUUAAUA